CUCCCUCAUUCUCGCUCUCCCUCCCCAAUUUUGGCGCGAAAAUCAUUAAAAAAAGCGGGAAAAAAAGCUGAGAGAUCCGCCGCAACCCACGAUCACAGCCAUGGCCGACGACCACGAGCAAGACGAGGCCGUCGUGGAGGAAGAGUACGCCGUGUGGAAGAAGAACACUCCGUUCCUCUACGACUUCAUCAUCUCUCACCCUCUCGAAUGGCCAUCUCUCACCGUCCACUGGGUCCCCUCCGGCUCUCAGCCCUACUCCGACCCAUCCCUCGCCGUCCACAAGCUCAUCCUCGGGACCCACACCUCCGACGACUACCCCAACUACCUCAUGGUCGCCGACGCCCUCCUCCCCUCAUCUCAGCCCAACCUCGACGCCGUCAACGACGACCCCACUCUCCCCAAGGUUGAGAUUAAGCAGAAGAUUCGUGUCGACGGGGAAGUGAAUAGGGCGAGGUGUAUGCCGCAGAAGCCGAAUGUAGUUGGGGCCAAGACUAGCGGCAGCGAGGUGUAUGUGUUUGAUUGUACCAAGCAGGGGAUGAAGUCUCAAGAUGGGGAAUGCGAUCCUGAUUUGAGGUUGAGGGGUCAUGAUUCAGAAGGGUAUGGCUUGUCGUGGAGCCCGUUUAAGGAGGGCUACCUUUUGAGUGGUUCGAAUGAUUGUAGGAUUUGCUUGUGGGAUGUGUCUGCUUUGGCUCAGGAUAAUGUGCUUCAUCCGAUGCAUGUUUAUGAGAGUCAUGAAAGUGUGGUUAAUGAUGUAUCGUGGCAUUUGAAGGAUGAGAAUUUGUUUGGGUCUGUUGGAGAUGAUUGUCAAUUGAUGAUAUGGGACUUGAGAACAAAUGCAGCCCAGCAAUCAAUCAAAGUUCAUGAGAAAGAGGUAAACUAUCUGUCUUUCCAUCCGUGCAAUGAGUGGGUUUUGGCUACAGCAUCUUCAGAUAAUACUGUGGGUCUGUUUGAUUUGCGGAAGCUGACUGCACCAUUGCAUGCUCUGGGUGGCCACACAGAGGAGGUAUUCCAGGUUGAAUGGGACCCUAAUCAUGAUACUGUGUUGGCAUCUUAUGCUGGUGACAGGAGAUUGAUAGUUUGGGACCUUAAUAGGAUUGGGGAUGAGCAGGUGGAUGAAGAUGGUGACGAUGGGCCACCAGAACUUCUAUUUUCUCAUGGUGGUCAUAAGGCAAAGAUAUCAGAUUUCUCAUGGAACAAAGAAGUUCCAUGGCUCAUUUCAAGUGUUGCCGAAGACAACACUCUCCAGGUGUGGCAAAUGGCUGAUGGCAUUUACGGUGAUGAUGAUGUGCAAGAAGGGGCGGCUUCUGAAGUCUGAUGAUGAUACAUAUCCAAUCAUCCUUAUCAUCCUAUAUGCCUUGUUGCAAUCUUCAUUCCUUUUGAGUUGUAAGCUCUUGGUAGAACUGCUUAAAAAUCUCCAGAGAUGAUCUUGACAAGAAAUGUUGUGUAGGUUUAUGAGUAGGAAGUCCGUUAAUAUCUAAAAACGAACUGGGAUGUUCAAGUAGAACGAUUUCCGAUCUUGCAACUUUGAGA
This is a messenger RNA of Argentina anserina (silverweed cinquefoil), 1530 nucleotides long. RefSeq names its product WD-40 repeat-containing protein MSI3-like. The record is from RefSeq and is a predicted model, not a curated record. NCBI's taxonomy places the organism in Eukaryota, Viridiplantae, Streptophyta, Magnoliopsida, Rosales, Rosaceae. Gene Ontology annotation, molecular function: histone binding; nucleosome binding. Gene Ontology annotation, biological process: chromatin remodeling; regulation of DNA-templated transcription. Gene Ontology annotation, cellular component: nucleus. The coding region runs from base 101 to 1315 and encodes 404 amino acids. The transcript is spliced from 6 exons.